Molecule: messenger RNA, 292 nt
Organism: Staurois parvus
Lineage: Eukaryota; Metazoa; Chordata; Amphibia; Anura; Ranidae
Source: the annotation of a GenBank genome assembly
UUCAGUACCAAGAGCAGUAACCCCAAGCUACACUCGGGCUUACCCUGCGGCGUUGCUCAGGGAGUCCCUGCAGCACUUACCUUGUCCUUCGCUCCCGCGAUGUGUCCCCUGCAGCGUCCCCGGCCAUCUCCUCCGGCCGAUGCCGGCAUCCGGCUUCCGUGUUCUGGUCCCUGUGACGUCGGGACGUACGGGGGCGUCCCGUUGAAAUUUUAAAAAAAUGUCAUUUUUUUUUUAAAUGAUUAUUAUAUAUGCUUUGUCCUGUGCCCUGCCUGCAUUUUGACUGUUCUUUCUG